Messenger RNA from Vicia villosa (hairy vetch), 696 nucleotides. RefSeq lists its product as uncharacterized. The record is from RefSeq and is a predicted model, not a curated record. NCBI's taxonomy places the organism in Eukaryota, Viridiplantae, Streptophyta, Magnoliopsida, Fabales, Fabaceae. The coding region runs from base 1 to 696 and encodes 231 amino acids. The transcript has a single exon.
AUGGACACCAUAAGGGAGAAGUGGCAAAUCCCUAUAGAGGGCAGGCCUAUGUAUAUUUGCUGGAGGAAACUCAUAUGUUUGCAAAGGAUCACGACUUCACUCAAUAGAGUCCCUACUGAUGGAGUUAAGAGAAUUCAACAUAGUAGAGAUAAUCUGGAGAAAGUUCAAACUAUGCUGGAGAAAGAUAAAUUCAAUACUGAUCUUAUUGAACAAGCUAAGUACUGGACUGAUAAGAUUAUCAAAGGGACUGAUAUUGAGGAGAAAAUUCUCAGCCAAAAAGCUAAGGUGGAUUGGCUGCAGUUAGGAGAUGGUAACAACAGGUACUUCCAUGCUAUUGUGAAUCAAAAGAAUAAACAGAAGAGUCUGCUUGGUCUGGAAGAUCAGAAUGGAAAACUUUUAACUGAGUUUCAAGACUUGGAGGAGGAGAUCCUGAAUUUCUAUAGCAACCUGGUGGGUACUGCUUCAGACAACCUGGAUCAUGUGGAUAUCAUGACUCUGAGGAAUGGAACUCAAUUGAGGGAAGAACAAAGAGUGGAGUUAGAGCAACCUAUCACUGAGAAUGAAAUUACUAAUGCCUUAAAAAGAAUUGGGGAUAACAAAGCUCCAGGAAUUGAUGGAUACAAUGCUAAGUUCUAUAAGGCUAGUUGGCAUGUAAUUAAGAAGGAGGUUAUAAAUGCAACAAAGGAGAAAUCAUGA